Messenger RNA from Cladophialophora bantiana CBS 173.52, 483 nucleotides. RefSeq lists its product as uncharacterized. The record is from RefSeq and is a predicted model, not a curated record. The coding region runs from base 1 to 483 and encodes 160 amino acids. Lineage: Eukaryota; Fungi; Ascomycota; Eurotiomycetes; Chaetothyriales; Herpotrichiellaceae. The transcript has a single exon.
AUGAAGUCCUUCCUCGCCAUCCCCGCGCUUUUCGCUCUUGGCGCCAUCGCUGGCUCCGACUCGACAUGGGGCUUCACCUGGACCUUCUCCAGCGGGCACAGCACCUGGACCUCAUGCACCUAUGCAUCGGCGAAUGCAACCACUGCUACCAGCGCAGCCGCGUCCAACACUGCCUGGUCCGAAUGGACAUCCACAACAUCUUACACGGCGACAUACAGCUCCGGCGCCUCUACAUGGACCAUCCCGACGUCUGUGAGCUAUAGCGUGGCUUCAAACUGGACGAGCAUGAUCCCUGCGCCGACUUCCAGCAGUGUAUACAGCAGCGAAGUGGCCCCCACUACCGCUGCGCCGGCUACCUCCGUCGAGGCUUCGAAGACUUCCGCCGUCCCAUCUGCCUUUACUGGUGCCGCUACUCCUAACGUCAAUGGAAAGAUUGCGGGAAUGGGUGCUGUUGCCAUCGCUGGGUUGGCAUUGGUUCUGUAA